Messenger RNA from Pseudo-nitzschia multistriata, 3301 nucleotides. The record is from the annotation of a GenBank genome assembly. Lineage: Eukaryota; Bacillariophyta; Bacillariophyceae; Bacillariales; Bacillariaceae.
GUUUCAAAAGCUGCGAAGGUGAAGAGAGACAAAAAUUAAGGUAAAAUCAUAUCGCAACAAGGAUGUCAGCCUCCGCUCUAUACCGMAUUGCAACUCGCGCCACGGGUACCCUCCUUGCGGGUGGGGUUGGUACCGGARCCUAUCUAUACGAGUUCGACGAGGGGGCGAAGCGAUCGAUCCAGGCCUAUUCUUCCUUUGCUCCGGUAAUUCUKCACUACCGCUGGGUAGAAUUGAAAGACAAAUAUGUAAMWUCUGUGUCCGAAGAGGACUGGGAAGAACUCGAUGAAAAGUACGCUAAGCCAACGGUUGCGAAGCUGGGAGAAUUGCAGGGAAUGUAUUCGAAAUACGGCCAAACAGCAGCCGGACUGACGAACACUCUGGGCGACGCUUGGAUACGUGAGCUGAGGACUCUCGAGAACGAAAUUCCACCACGAUCGGCGGAAACAGUCCGAGAGACAAUCGAGGAAGAAACCAAGAAAAAACUGGAAGAAACCUUCUCGGAAUUCGACCCGAAACCACUGGGGAGCGCCUCGAUAGGCCAGGUUCAUCGAGCCGUCCUKAAAAAGAAUGGACAGGAAGUCGCCGUCAAGGUUCAAUAYCCCGAGGCGCAGGAAUUGUUCACCGAUGACAUCCAUGCGAUCCGAAAACUCUGCGAGUGGUUCGCUCCCGAACAGGUGUGCACCCUCGACGCUCUCGAGAACCAGAACAAAGCGGAACUCGACUACAACAACGAAGCAAACAAUCUAUUGGAAAUUUCUCGCAACAUGACGCUUCACGGAUUUCAGCCGAGGGAUGCCCUGGUCCCCCAACCCAUUGCCGAUCUGACGACGAAGAGAAUGCUGGUCAUGGAGUUGCUACCCGGUCCGAAACUCAUCGACGGCAUGCGAGCGUACUACGCCAAAUGGGCGAAGGAAAACGGGACGACCCUGAAACGAAUGGAAACGCAGGCAAGAAAAAAGAUAGAAGAAGAAGGGAUCCCUGACAAAUACGAUGGGCCAUCUGCUUCCCAGAUUGCAAUGUAYCAAAAGUGGGUACGAGUGAAGACUUCGUGUACCAACGUAUUGMUUGCCUUGUACAAUUGCGUGCCAUCCAUGAAAAAACGUGAUUCCAAGGACGGAAAGCUAUCGUAYAUCCAAUCAUCGAUUCCACCCAAUACUCCCCGCAUCGUCGAUACCCUGAUGCGCAUCCACGGGCACCAGCUUAUGAUCGAUGGAUGCUUUAACGCCGACCCUCAUGGYGGAAAUUUUCUUUUGUUGCCAGAUGGACGCAUCGGCCUCAUUGACUAUGGUGCCACAAAACGAUUGUCAGAGAACGAGCGACUCUGCGUUUGUGUUAUGUACGCAGCAUUGGCCCGGGGAGACARAGAUACCAUUUGGACCAUGGCUAAAACAGGUGGAUACAAAUCGAAGUACAUGAAUCCCGACAUUCAUUACAAACUAGCCCAGUUCGGCUUCGAUUCGUGGGGUAAUGAGGUGACUGGUGGGAAAAACGUCCAGCAGUUCAUGGAUGACUUGAAAGCGCAGGACCCUUGGUAYGAGACACCGUAAGUAGAAAUUGAAUUCUGGUGAGAUAGCGAAUCGACAAUAAUGGUCUGAAAAUGUUCCACUCACGCCCGAUGCCCUCUUUAUUUCUCCUCGACCGGAACCUGUAUCUAAAGGGACAAUUUUGUCUUGGCUAGCUUUAUGUCGGURCGUAUGCGUGCUCUGACGCUUGGAAUGAACCACCCUGUGAAGUGCUCAGAUUGGUGGGGGGAGAUCGCCGAGAAAGAGCUUCAACGAAUGGGUCUUCCUUAUGAAACAUGGGAUGCAGAGCAGUUCGAGAAAUACAAGCCUGAGCUGAACAUUCAAAAGUUCGAAAUGUGAGCGGAGCGCAAUGUUGGCAACCGCAAGACACGAAUUGAAAAAGCAAAAAUAUCUGAAUAUUUUGAAGCCUGGAUGUAAAUUGGAUAUAUAUAUAUGUAUAUAUAUAUAUAUAUAUAUUGGAUGGAUCAUGAUUUGUUUUAGUUUAGAAUGUAUGGCUUUGUAUCAAGAUCUCUUUAAUGGACUCAUCCAAAGGAUAUCUUAGACUGAAGUGACGAGAUUGCUAUGGCAAACGCCUGUACUGCUGUCAAAGGAUAUCGGAAAUCCAUCGUGAAUGCGUGCCGUCCCUCAAUUCUUCCGAAUUGUAGCAUGAUGUGGUCUUGGUCUCGGCGGUCGCAUAGCUGGAAGUUCUUAACUGAUGCCACACUAACUCGUCCUCCAAAAUUCAAGACGAAGGACCCCAGUUCCACGUUCCACCAUGGUGGUCUAUUCUGCAGAGUCAUUAGUCCGAARUCACCCGGUGGGGAAUAUUCUUGUUCACCGGUGGCAAUCACMUCUGGAUCAUCGCUGGCUGGAUUKAUCAAUCUUCCGUGCUCGUCCAUUUGACCAUUUUGCUGCAAUUGUUUCAGAUGAUUUAACAAUCGAUCUUUGGAAGAUCCAUCGUGAUCUUUGCAAUUUUCAAGGUAUCUCUUCCACUCUACUCCUACUCCAUCAUGAUUCACUCUCGGAAUACAGACAUCCAUAAUUCUGGGACGGCUCCCUAGCAAGUUUGCCGUAUACGUAAUAGCUCCGUCUUCCUGUUCGUAAAACAAAGGCUGGGUUUCGGCUAUGUACUGUUUCGACUCAAAAGAUUCAGCGGCACUGACCUUUCUAUUUCUUCCAGGUGUAGCAUCACCAGAACGYGGCCGUAGCAACGCGAGAGGAGAUGAAUGUGGCUGAGGAGGUUCUGAAAAGUCCGUCCAUCUGCCAUCAUUGUUACUUUUUCCUCUUAGCGACAAYCGACCAAAACAGCUUCGUCUCCGCGACGAUUCACCUUGUCGUCCACUAUCAGAAAGUGCUUCGUCAUCAGACAUAGUCGGAGAAUGCAUUGAUUUAGAAAGUAACGAAUCGGGCUUUUUUCUCAUCAUCGACAAAUGGGAUGUAAAAAUUUGAAACUCGGUACCGACAAAGUUGCUCUGUAGACGGCCCAACUGACCGGAAAGGUCCGACGAGCAGGUUCGCAAGCCAGCACCGUUUGGAGAAGGUUUCUUCGUUUCUUCGAGCCUGUUAACACUCCUGUGAUGAAGAUCCAAAUCAUCUUGUAACGGUAGACUCAAGUAGUAGUUGUUUGAUCCCUUCUUCGAUGCCUGCAUUGAACUUUCCGUGUGUUUACGACCCCGAUUUUUCGCCAUCAUCAAAACCGUGUCUCGGCGCUCUAUGCCAUCAAUCAAGCCCUGACUAUCGAAUAAAUCACUCAUUGGAUCAGCAGGACGAUGUCGGAUGAAUAGACGGUACUCGUAGGU